Messenger RNA from Oryza brachyantha (malo sina), 684 nucleotides. RefSeq names its product acyl carrier protein 2, chloroplastic-like. Gene Ontology annotation, molecular function: acyl carrier activity. The coding region runs from base 94 to 498 and encodes 134 amino acids. The record is from RefSeq and is a predicted model, not a curated record. The transcript has 4 exons. NCBI's taxonomy places the organism in Eukaryota, Viridiplantae, Streptophyta, Magnoliopsida, Poales, Poaceae. Gene Ontology annotation, biological process: fatty acid biosynthetic process.
UCCAUUCCAUCUCUCCCCACGCGCACCUCACUCCCCCCGCUCUCUCUCUCUCCUCUGCUCCCGCCGCCACCCGCCGCCUCUCCUACGACGCCCAUGGCCGCCAUCACCACCGGAUCCGCCGUCUCCUUCGCGAGGCCCGUCAAGGCAAUCAAUGUUGGCUCGGUAUCUUUUGCUGGUUUAAGGAAGGACAAUGUGGCCUUCCGUAUGCAGCCAGUAACACAAAGACUUGCAGUUAUCUGUGCUGCCAAAAAGGAAACAGUGGAGAAGGUUUGUGAUAUUGUAAAGAAGCAGCUCGUGCUUCCUGAAGGCACUCAGGUUACUGGUGCCUCUAAGUUCACUGAUCUUGGUGCUGAUUCCUUGGACACGGUUGAGAUCGUUAUGGGUCUCGAAGAGGCUUUCCAUAUCAGCGUGGAGGAAUCAAGUGCGCAGUCAAUUGCGACAGUGGAGGAUGCUGCUAAUCUCAUCGACAAGCUUGUUGAGGCUGAGGCUGGAAAAUAAGCCCAAAUUCGUUGGAAUAAUGUGUCAACUGUUAAGAGAUCAAACUACUGUUGUUGUCCGAUGUCCAUUUUUCUUUUCUAGAUUUUACUGUGGAGAGGUGCUUUAAUAGCACAUGAUUAUCAUUGGCUGUUUUGCGGUGAUUUUGACAUUUGAAGCUAUUGAAGUUGUUGAGAAAAGCUAUUUUCA